Messenger RNA from Portunus trituberculatus (swimming crab), 7990 nucleotides. RefSeq lists its product as uncharacterized. Gene Ontology annotation, molecular function: serine-type endopeptidase activity. Gene Ontology annotation, biological process: proteolysis. Bases 147 to 7817 code for a protein of 2556 amino acids. The transcript is spliced from 16 exons. Lineage: Eukaryota; Metazoa; Arthropoda; Malacostraca; Decapoda; Portunidae. The record is from RefSeq and is a predicted model, not a curated record.
UGAAAGAAGGUCAGGCUGUCGGGGAAGGGCUGGAGGGAAGGAGCGAGCGAGGCAAGGCAGUAGUGAAGGGUCUCCUGAGUGCCGCGCAGCGUUGUAGUGGGUCGGUCCUCCGUACUCGCCUCCUCAGCAGUGCCGUGACUCCCACGAUGCUGGUGGUUCUGGCUGUGCUGUGGGCGGCUGCCCAGCAAGGCUGCGAGGGCACCAUUUUGCCACUACCAUCCUAUGCCUGCCAUCCUGAGAGUUGGUGUGUACCUGCCGAAUACUGUGCCGGUACUGCUUCUGACACUCCCAAUCCCUCUGAUGAGCCUUCCUAUAUUGAUUACAAGUAUGUGUGUGGCGUGACAGUGGACACAGAGGGGUACGUGUGUUGCCGUGACCUGAGUGGCUUGCCAAGACCCUUCACUCCAUCACCAACUCGGUGGUUCUACAGGGAUGAGAAUUCCACUGUGGAACCGUUGCCCAUGAUAGUAAUCCCGUGGCCUGGCUACGACACAGUGGAGGAGGACCCCAAGGAGAGCUUCCCAACAGAGCCUUUCACUGGUGCAACCUAUGCUGCCCCUGAUGACUGCUUCCUUCCCGUCUGUCCCAGAGGAAGUGUGUGCAUACCUUCCUAUGAGUGUCCUUCCCGCAGCAUCCAUUACACUAAGGACAUGGCCAGUACCACUUCCCGCAGCAUCUAUUUCAUUAAGGACAUGCGCGGUACCAGGCCAAAGUUCCUGUGUGGUGUGUCAUUGGGGACGGAGGGUUGGCUGUGCUGCUCCCAUCACCUCAUUAAGAAUGCCUUGAGCCUCUUGCAACAAGCUCCCCGCUAUCCAGUGAUGGACGAUCAUGAGUUCCUGAUAAAGAUUAACUUUGAUGUCCAAAAGUCAAAGCCACACUAUGGUGCAGAUGUUGGCCAAUAUAGUAGGGUGCCUCUUGCUGCUGUACCUCCACAUCCACCCCCACAGCCAUACACUGUCCAUCUGCCUGACUAUUAUGAAGAGGACUUUGCCAAUGAUGUAGAACAGUAUCUACAGGAGAACAGGGAAGAGCAGGAGCCUCACAAACAACGGCACAAGAGAGAUACAAACUCCACCCUUGAGCAGGAGGAUGAAGACGUGAACUAUCACAUUGUUGGGGCAGCAGAUUAUGAGAAUGUCUCACUGGUGAGUGUGGCCCCAGCCGUUGAUUUUGGCGACAUUCCUUCUGCCAGGAGUAGAGUGACAUAUGAUCAGCCUCAGUGUGGCCUGUCCUUAUCUGGCCCCAUUCCUUACUCUAAAGGCAAUCCUGUGCCUGCCCCUGCUGAGGGACAGUACCCAUGGCAUGUGGCAGUGCUAACCACCGGUGAUGAUUACCUUUGUGGUGGUGUCCUCUUUACUGACCGACAUGUCCUCACUGUUGCCCACUGUGUCCAGCCUCGCCAUGCCUCGGAGAUCUUCAUUCGUGUUGGAGACUUUGACCUGUCUUCAGACUCUGAGGCUCACCCGGCGUACAAUGUGCCUGUCUCCCGGAUCACCUGCCACCCUGAUUACAGCCGCACAACACUGCGAGCUGAUGUGUGUGUGGUGCAGCUCCGAGUGGCUGUACUCUCCUUGCCGAAUGUGGCACGGGCCUGUCUCCCUGGAGAGGCUCCUUAUCCUGACCCAAGCCUUGAAUGUUUUGUUCCUAGUUGGGGCUUUGUGUCAUCAGGGGAGGGUGGCAAAGUCCGGUAUGACCACUUCAGUCCAAAGCUGCGGCACCUUCCCUUCCUGGCUAUUGAUCGUGUUGUGUGCCAACGAAAUCUGAGGAAGGUUAAGAAACUUGGAUCCUUCUUCAGAUUGAAUCCUGGUGUACUGUGUUCCAAGGGCACCGCCACGCAAGACACCUGUCAUGGUGAUGGUGGCAGUGGCCUGGUGUGUCAAGCUGUCUCUGGCCAGUAUGUCUUAAAGGGUUUGGUGUCGUGGGAUACUGGCUGUGACCAUGGUAUACCCACAGCUUAUGUAGAUGUUGCCUUCUUCCUGGACUUUAUUUUGGAAACUAUUGGUGCCACCUUGGAGGAUGGCAAACUGCAUCUUGGCACAGCCCAGUCCUCAUACACAACUGGCACCUUCAGCCAAGGAACCAGCUACAGCCAAGGAACAUCGGGUACUUCAACCCAAUCUGGUUCUUCCUACAGUGCAACAUCCCAGUCUGGCUCUUCCCAUGGUUUCUCAUCACUGUCUGGUGGUUACAGUACCACAGCUCAAUCCAGUGGCACUUCUUACAGCGCAUCAUCUCAAACCGAGUCUUCCUCUAAUACUGCAUCACAAUCUAGCAGUGCCUCCUAUGGUGCAUCAUCUCACUCUGGCUCUUCCUACAGUGGUGCAUCUCAAGCUGGCUCCUCUUAUGGUGACAUAUCACAUGGUGGUGGUGCCUCUUCACAUGGAAGUGGUGCCUCAUAUGGUGCAGGUUCACAGUCUGGUGGUUACAGUGCCACAACACAAACUGGUGGUGCUUCUUACAGUACUUCAUCCCAGUCUGGUUCUUCUAAUAGUGCCUCAUCCCAUCCUAGUGGCCAGUUCUCUGGGUACAAGAGUGAGUCAUCAGGGCACAGUGGACAGCAGAUCUACAAGCAAGGUGGAAACCACUACCAACAGGCUAAUGCGGCAGUGCACACUGUUGAUCCCUACUUGACAGGGGUACCCAGCAAACCCUCCACACACGGGAGCUCCUCAGAUCACCAGGGUAUACAUGGCCAGCGUGGUGACCAGGAAUAUUAUGAGCACAAGGAUCGAUAUGACCAGAGUGGCAGUCACAACAAACGUGAUGAUGUACACAGAGAUAGAUAUGAUGCCAGGGAAGAGAAGACCAAAUAUGACCUUGACUACAAACGUGGCGACGGGUAUGAUGGUUACAAGCGUGGCGAUGGGUACAGCGAAGAUUACAAGUAUGGUGACAGGUAUGACAAAGGCUUCAAGCGUGGUGACAAAUAUGAUGAUGACUACAAGCAUGGCAAGGGGUAUGGCAAGGACUACAAGCGUGGUGAUGGUUAUGGCGAGGACAAGCAUGGUGAGGGGUAUGGUGAAGGCUACAAGCAAGGUGAUGCGUAUGGCAAGGAUUAUAAGCAUGGCGACCAAUAUGAUAAAGGCUACAAGCGUGGUGACAGAUAUGAUGAUGGCUACAAGCGUGACGAGGGGUAUGGCGAGGACUACAAGCGUGGUGAUGGUUAUGGUGAGGACAAACAUGGUGAGGGGUAUGGUGAAGGCUACAAGCAAGGUGACGGGUAUGGCAAGGACUACAAGCGCGGUGACAGAUAUGAUGAAGGCUACAAGCGCGGUGACAGAUAUGAUGAAGGCUACAAGCGUGGUGACAGAUAUGAUGAAGGCUACAAGCGUGGUGACAGAUAUGAUGAAGGCUACAAGCGUGGUGACAGGUAUGAUGAUGACUACAAACGUGGCGAGGACUACAAGCGUGGUGAUGGUUAUGGCGAGGACAAGCAUGGCGAGGGGUAUGGUGAAGGCUACAAGCAAGGUGACGAGUAUGGCAAGGACUACAAGCGUGGUGACAGGUAUGAUGAAGGCUACAAGCGUGGUGACAGAUAUGAUGAUGACUACAAACGUGGCGAGGACUACAAGCGUGGUGAUGGUUAUGGUGAGGACAAGCAUGGCGAGGGGUAUGGUGAAGGCUACAAGCAAGGUGACGAGUAUGGCAAGGACUACAAGCGUGGUGACAAAUACAAUGAAGGCUACAAGCGUGGUGACAGGUAUGAUGAAGGCUUCAAGUACGGCGAUAGGGAUGAUGAAGGCUACAAGCAUGGUGAUGGAUAUGGCCAGGACUAUAAGCGUGGCGACGGGUACAGCCAGGAUUACAAGCAUGGCGAUGGGUAUGGCAAGGACAAGCGUGGUGAUGGGUAUAGCAAGGACUACAAGCCAGAUAAGUAUGACCAUGACAACAAGCGCGGUGAAGGGUACAGUGAAAACUACAAGCCGGACAACAAAUAUGAUGAUGGCUACAAGCGAGGUGACAAGCAUGGUGACCGUUAUGACAGUGGCAACAUAAGGGAAAACAAGCUCAGCCAUAGUACUUCCUACCAGCAAUCACACAGCAGUACCUAUGAACACCAGUACAGCUACAAGCACCAAUCCAACUACAAGGAGUACUCGAGUGACCAGGGGAAGUACUACAAGGAUGGAGAGUACUAUGAUCACAGUGAUGGGAAGUAUUACAAAGAUGGACAGUCCUAUGAUAUCGAUUUCAAUAGUGGGAAGUACUAUGUGGAUGGGAGAUACUAUGACUUGGACAGACCUGGAAAGUACUACAAGGAUGGAAGGUACUAUGAUAUUGAUGACAAUGAGGGAAAAUACUAUGAAGAUGGCAAGUACUAUGAUUUCCAGGAUGGUAAAUACUACAAGAAUGGGGAGUAUUAUGAUAUGAACUACUUAGAUGGAAAGUACUACAAAGAUGGAAAGUACUAUGACCUAGAUGAUAAGGGAAGGUACUACAAGGAUGGCAAGUACCACAACAUUGAUUACAACAGUGGGAAGUACUACAAGAAUGGGAGGUACUAUAAUUACAAAGAGGGAAAGUUCUAUAAAGAUGGGAAGUACUAUGAUGUUGAUCACAAUGAGGGAAAGUACUAUAUGGAUGGGAAGUAUUACUAUUAUAGAGAUGGAAAGUACCAUGGAGACAACUAUGGCUAUGACCAAGGGAAGUACCAUGAUGGAGGGUAUGACCAUGAGAAAUACAAUGAAUACAACCAUCACUUGAGAUACUAUGACUACAGCCAUGACAAGUACUAUGAUAUAGAUUACAAUGAUGGAAAGUACUACUAUGAUGGGAAUUACUACCCCAUUAAUGAACAUGGACAGUAUUAUAAAGGUGGAAAGUACUAUGACAUGGACUACAAACAUGGACAGUACUAUAAGGGUAGAAAGUAUUAUGAUUUUGACAAACUUGGGAAGUACUACAAAGACGGCAAUUACUAUGAUGUAGACUACAAGCAGGGAAAGUAUUACUAUGAUGGAAAGUAUUAUGACAUCAGAGAUGGAAAGUAUUACAAGAAUGGAAAGUACUAUGAUAUUGACUAUGAUGAUGGCAAAUACUACUAUGAUGGCAAGUACUACAGUCUGAACAGUAAAGGUCAGUACUACAAAGAUGGGAAGUAUUAUGACAUGGAUUACAGGCACGGCAAGUACUAUAAGGGUGGGAAGUACCACGACCUCAAUGAGCAUGGAAGGUACUACAAGGACGGAAGUUAUUAUGAUAUAGAUUACCACCACGGAAAGUACUAUAGUGAUGGAUACUACCAUGACCUCUAUCCUGAAGGCAAUUAUCAUGACAGUGACUAUGGCUAUGGAAAGUAUGAUCACAAGUACUAUGAUGGUGGUUAUGGCUACGACAAGUACUAUGAUGGUUAUGACCAUCACUUGAGAUACUAUGACUAUGGCCAUGACAAGUACUAUGAUAUUGAUUACAAUGAUGGAAAGUACUACUAUGAUGGGAAUUACUACCCCAUUAAUGAACAUGGACAGUAUUAUAAAGGUGGAAAGUACUAUGACAUGGACUACAAACAUGGACAGUACUAUAAAGGUAGAAAUUAUUAUGAUUUUGACAAACUUGGGAAGUACUACAAAGAUGGUAAUUACUAUGAUGUAGACUACAAGCAGGGAAAGUAUUACUAUGAUGGAAAGUAUUAUGACAUCAGAGAUGGAAGGUAUUUCAAGAAUGGAAAGUACUAUGAUAUUGACUAUGAUGAUGGCAAGUACUACUAUGAUGGCAAGUACUACAGUCUGAACAGUAAAGGUCAGUACUACAAAGAUGGGAAGUAUUAUGACAUGGAUUACAGGCACGGCAAGUACUAUAAGGGUGGGAAGUACCACGACCUCAAUGAGCAUGGAAGGUACUACAGGGAUGGAAGUUAUUAUGAUAUAGACUACCACCAUGGAAAGUACUAUAGUGAUGGAUACUACUAUGACCUCUAUCUGGAAGGCAAUUACCAUGACAGUGGCUAUGGAAAGUAUGAUCACAAGCACUAUGAUGGUGGUCAUGGCCAUGACAAGUACUAUGAUGGUUAUGACCAUCACUUGAGAUACUAUGACUAUGGCCAGGACAAGUAUUAUGAUAUAGAUUACAAUGAUGGAAAGUACUACUAUGAUGGGAAUUACUACCCCAUUAAUGAACAUGGACAGUACUAUAAAGGUGGAAAGUACUAUGACAUGGACUACAAACAUGGACAGUACUAUAAGGGUAGAAAUUAUUAUGAUUUUGACAAACAUGGGAAGUACUACAAAGAUGGUAAUUACUAUGAUGUAGACUACAAGCAGGGAAAGUAUUACUAUGAUGGAAAGUAUUAUGACAUCAGAGAUGGAAGGUAUUACAAGAAUGGAAAGUACUAUGAUAUUGACUAUGAUGAUGGCAAAUACUACUAUGAUGGCAAGUACUACAGUCUGAACAGUAAAGGUCAGUACUACAAAGAUGGGAAGUAUUAUGACAUGGAUUACAGGCACGGCAAGUACUAUAAGGGUGGGAAGUACCACGACCUCAAUGAGCAUGGAAGGUACUACAAGGACGGAAGUUAUUAUGAUAUAGAUUACCACCACGGAAAGUACUAUAGUGAUGGAUACUACUAUGACAUCUAUCCUGUUGAGUACACUGGCCAUGGAGGAAAGUAUUAUGGUGGAAAGUACCAUGACCGCAAGUAUGGCUAUGGGAAGUAUAAUUUUGAAGAUGUCAAGUACUACCAUGAUGGAAAGUACUACUCUUACAGUGAUGGGAAGUACUACAAGGAUGGAAAGUACCAUGAUAUAGAUUACAAUGAUGGGAAAUACUCUAUUGAUGGAAAGUACUAUAGCCUAAAUAGGUAUGGACAGUACUAUUAUGGUGGCAAGUACCAUGAUGUGGACUAUAUCAAUGGGAAGUACUAUAAUAAUGGCAAGUACUAUGAUAUGGAUGAGCAUGGGAGGUAUUACAAAGAUGGAGAGUAUUAUGAUGUAGAUUACAAUAAUGGAAAGCUCUUCAAAGGAGGCAAUUACUAUAGCUACCACAAGAAUGGACAUUUCUAUGACUACAUUGUAGACGGCAAGUACUAUAACUUUAACUAUGGGAAGUACUAUGACCAUGAUAGACCCUUCUACAAGGACAGGGACUAUAAUGAACACUAUUAUGGUGGUGAUAGAUACUAUGAUCCUUAUGGACUGGACUACCAACAAGGUGGAUACUAUGACAAGGACUAUGGUGGUGGCUAUGAUGAUCACUAUGGUUAUGGUAAGUACAAUGAUGACUAUUAUGGUUAUGAUGGGAAAUACUAUGAUGACUAUGGUCAUGAUGGAAAGUACUACAAUGACUAUUAUGGUGACUAUGAUUAUGCACAUGGGGACUAUGAUGGUGGGUACAGCCAUGGCAGCGAGUACACCCACAGUAAGUAUGACUACAGAGAAUCAAAGUACUACAAGCAGGGAGUCAAGUACAGCCACAGCAGUUCGGCACAUGAGGGAAAUUACCACCACAAGAGCAGCGGGUACAGAGACCACCAAUACAGCCCGUACCACCACUUGAACGACUACCACAACCAAGGUCACAAAUCUGACUAUGACCACCACAGCCAGGGCUUUGACCACCACCGUUUCCAGUACGACAAACGAAGCAAACAAGGGGAAGCAGACAGUGAGGGGCAGGAACAACAGGAUUAUGAACAUCUAGCAGCUGAAGAGGCUUCCAUAGGGACUUCUAAAGAUGUUUUGGUGGAUUCUAGUGAUGCCACAGACCAGGAUUUGGGAGAGGUUGCUAGUGAAGAGAAGGGUAAAGAGCCAUUGAGUGUAGUAGCCCCAGGCAGUAUUGUGAGUUACAUAAAAAAGCUGCAGAAUAAGGCAAAGUCUCGGUAGGUAUGGCCUUGUGGUGUGAUUGCCUUGUGUAAUUGUAGCAUUACAUCUGUAAAUAAGUAUAUAGAAAAUAGUGUGAAUGCAAGCAUUCAGUUUUAAUGCUAUGUAAAGAAUUUGAUAGAAACCCAUUUACAUUGUAUCUUUACUGAAGUUCGUAGUAAAACUUGUUAUAACAA